UGUAGUACAUAUCUGGGAUCAAAGGUGUCUAUAUAAAGUCCUUGAAUCUGUGUGGGUUCAAACACAUUUCAAAGGUUCAGGAUCCUGAAAGGUUUCACUCUGCUUCCUGAAGACCUGACUUGGUUCCCAUAAAGCCAUGGCUUGCCUUGGGCUCCGGAGGCACCAGGUUCAGCUGCAGCUGCUUCCAAGGACCUGGCCCUGCUCUGCCCUCUUCUCUCUUCUCUUCAUGCCUGUCUUCUCUAAAGCGAUGCAUGUGGCCCAGCCUGCUGUGGUGCUGGCCAGCAGCCGGGGAGUCGCCAGCUUUGAGUGUGAGUAUGCCUCUUCGCACAAUGCCAACGAGGUCCGGGUGACUGUGCUGCGGCAGGCGGCCAGCCACACCUCUGAAGUCUGUGCCGCGACCUACACAGUGGAGAGGGAGCUGGCCUUUCCUGAGGACUCGGCCUGCACUGGAACCUCCAGUGGGAACAAAGUGAACCUCACCAUCCAAGGGCUGAGGGCUGUGGACACCGGGCUCUACAUCUGCAAGGUGGAGCUCAUGUACCCACCACCAUACUUCGUGGCCAUGGGCAAUGGGACCCAGAUUUAUGUCAUUGAUCCAGAACCAUGCCCAGAUUCUGACUUCCUGCUUUGGGUCCUUGCAGCAGUCAGUUCGGGGCUGUUUUUUUAUAGCUUCCUCGUCACAGCUGUUUCUUUGAGCAAAAUGGUGAGUGUGCCCCCGACAGUGCACCGUGUUUGGUGGGGUUGUAUUCAGUCAUUCAGAUCCACUGACCAAAUCACAGUGUCAGUGUUAAUUUCUGGAGGUGAAGCAAUCCACAAACAGGAGGAAGGACAGUGGCAAAGAACACUAGAGCCUCAAGCAUUGGCCUUUGAGGUUUCAAGAUGACUAACAUGGGCAUGAGCAUGUUUGACAUUGAAUGUUUGUGUGCUUCUGAACAGGGUUUCAGUUUGAGUAAUCGUUUGAACAACAUGGGGCAGCUGUUUUGUUCUGCAGCUUCGUGACAACUGUAUUUAAGUUGAUAAUCUGAAAUAUAAGAUGAGGUUGGGCAAAAUGUUACUAGUAAGGACUGUCAGGAUGGACUUUUAUUCUCCUCCUAAAUGUCCCUGUGCUUCACAUGAAACCCAUCUCUUGAGGCCACCCUGUGCCUUCCUUGUCUAUGCUGUAGCUGCCCAAGGGGUCCCUGUCCCUAUUAUUAAGCCUCCGUGAUGGAGGCAUCUUGGGCUCUUUUCCAGCCAAGUAAUGAAAGUCCCAUUUUCAGUCACUGCAGUUUUUGCUGGUGAAAGAGAAAGAGGUAUGGAAUCAGGCUGCUGACAUUUCCCGUGAGCACCUGUGCCUACAUCACAAACCACUCUUCCUUCUUCUUUUGUCUCCUUUCUCAUCUUCCCUACCCAUUUCCCUCUUUUCUCUCUCUCCCCCUCUCUCUCCCUCGCCCCCCUCUUCUUUUUCUGUCUUGGAGACCCUCCCUGCAGCAUACACACAACUCAAAAAGCCUGUGCUCAAUUGACAGUGAUACUGUGUUGCUGUGUGUUCCCCCUGCCUCAUUUGCUAUCCACGGCUACACAGCUUACUGAAGUAAUAGACUAGUAGCUAAUGCAGACAGAAGUAUAGCAAUAAAAAUCAUGUGAAGAAUGGAGACAGGAAAUACAGCUCUCAGAGAGGAUAACUAAAGUUGAUGGCCUGUCACGCUUGUUCAUCCAUAGACAAGAUCUUGUCAAUUUUGUUGGUAUUCUGGUGUUCUGUUUUCUCAAAGUCUCUUCCUUCUAUCUUCCAGUCAGGGAAAAUGGUUACUAUUUUACAGCUACAUCGCUGACUUAUUUAUCUAAAAUGAAUUUUAAUCAAGUAGAAUCAAGAAAAUCUCCUGGAGUUCAUAAUUCUGUAUAUUGUGCACAUGUAUUUUCUGUGGGGUAAGGACCAAUAUUUGCUGAGUCUAAUGGUUAGAUGUAGCUUUUUCAUUCUUUGAUAGUAAUUACUGUUUCUUUUUAUGUUUGGCAGCUAAAAAAGAGAAGUCCUCUUACAACAGGAGUCUAUGUGAAAAUGCCCCCCACAGAGCCUGAAUGUGAAAAGCAAUUCCAGCCUUAU
This is a messenger RNA of Chinchilla lanigera (long-tailed chinchilla), 2077 nucleotides long. RefSeq names its product cytotoxic T-lymphocyte-associated protein 4 (gene Ctla4). Gene Ontology annotation, cellular component: external side of plasma membrane; membrane. Gene Ontology annotation, biological process: regulation of T cell proliferation; B cell receptor signaling pathway; T cell receptor signaling pathway. The record is from RefSeq and is a predicted model, not a curated record. The transcript is spliced from 3 exons. Lineage: Eukaryota; Metazoa; Chordata; Mammalia; Rodentia; Chinchillidae. The coding region runs from base 137 to 883 and encodes 248 amino acids.